Molecule: messenger RNA, 2033 nt
Organism: Pseudomyrmex gracilis
Lineage: Eukaryota; Metazoa; Arthropoda; Insecta; Hymenoptera; Formicidae
Product: protein Wnt-11-like
Exons: 5
Coding region: 883-2013 (376 amino acids)
Biological process (GO): multicellular organism development; neuron differentiation; canonical Wnt signaling pathway
Cellular component (GO): extracellular region
Molecular function (GO): cytokine activity; frizzled binding
Source: RefSeq, a predicted model, not a curated record
CGGACACCUGUAAGCACGCAGACUCCCUGCCGAGCUGGACGCACGCCGCACGGCAAAGUUCCGCCGAAAUCGUCGCAGAUCCUGCAGGAUCUCGAAAGUGUGCGUUGUCGACGUCGUUUUUCGCUUUGCGAUUUUUCAUGAAAAGUGCGUUGUAUUUGGUGAACAUGUGAGCGUGUCCUGCGAUUUUUGUAAAACUACAAAAGAAGUCGCUCUGUCAACCUGCUGCCUCGAGAAUCGCAAGUCCGGAAUCUAACGAAAAUCAAAAAUGUGUCACCGGAGAGAAUCGUUAGAUACUCGUGUUUGCUAGAAUGUUACACGUAAAUUGGCAACGGAAAAACAUUAUUGAACAUUUCCGCGCGAAUUUGAGUAACGCAAUUUUAUCAACAAAUACACACAGACGCCGUUAAGGAUUUUUGGCGCAAAAGUUUGUUGAUCCAAACACCGAUUUUGUUGCAAGAAGAUCGUUUUUCGAGAAAAUCGUUAAAACAUAAAGAUAUUGUUACACAAAAUCAACGAUUUCGCACAAUGAGAAUCUGAGAACGCGAUGGGAGAAGAUAAAUGAAAAAAAGAAACUCGCUUCACACAAUUAGUUAGUAAUUUUGAAAUGUACUGAAGAUCGAAAUUCAUCUUUUUUGCAAAAAAAAAAGAGACGCAUAUCGUACAUAUAUAGACUUUCUACCAGCGCUCGCCGCAAAGUUGAGAACGAUGGCUGGGACGAAGAGAUCUCGAAUUUUCGCGGCGCGAUUUACGCAGCGUCGAUGAAAAACGGUCGGCGCGGUCUUUGAAAGAGCGAAAAUCGAAAAAUCGUGCUCGUCAUACACUUCUCCUGAAAAAAACGAGAACGCGACGAUGUUGAGCUUUUAGAAUGCGAAACGGGAAAAGAUGCGGAUAAAGAAGCGAAGCGGUGCUAAAGUCUGGCUUCUGCUAUUCGUGCUGCUGAUCCAAGAUGGCAGAUGUAUAAAAUGGCUCGGCCUCGGUCGCACCAGCGACGCGUACACGUGGACCAAAGAAGCGUGCACCAGCGCGAAGAACGCGGGCUUGUUGGAGAGGAAACAGGCCAGAGCCUGCCGGGCCACGCCGGAUUUGAUGCCCAGUUUGGUGCAAGCUGCCAAAGACACGUCAACGGUAUGCCAGCAAGCGUUUCGUUAUCGCAGGUGGAACUGUAGCAGUAUCGAACGCGCGCCCAGCUACACGCCCGAAUUGCUUACAGGCACGCGAGAGCAAGCCUUUGUUUACGCGAUGUCGGCUGCCUCCGCGGUCUGGCGGCUCGCACGGGGAUGCGCUUUGGGGAACCUGGCGGCCUGUUCCUGCGCGACCCCGCCGCGCAGAGAGCCGCCUUCACCCUCGGCUCUCAUCUCGCCCUCGUCCUUCACCGCCAUGUCCGUUUCGUUCGACACCCUGUCCACGAGAAACUCCUUCAAGUGGGGCGGCUGCGGGGACGACGUGAGAUCCGCCUCGAGGAUGGCGAAGCGGUUUCUUCAGGGCUCGACGUCGCCCGGUACCGGCGCGACCGCCAAGUUCUUGCACGCGGUCAACAUGCACAACAACAGAGCUGGUCGCAGAGCGGUCGAACAAUCGCUGACCUUGGAGUGCAAGUGCCACGGGGUGUCGGGAUCCUGCAGCGUGCGUACCUGCUGGCGCGGUCUGGGCGCAGCGGGACCGUCCGCGGCCGGAAGUCGCCUGCUUCGCAGAUACACCACCGCGGCGGAGGUCAGAGCCAGAUCCGGCGGUAGAUUGCCGCCCCUCUAUCACCACGACAAUCUGCUCUUCACCACCAAGAGUCCGGAUUACUGUUUGCCAGACAAGAAGAGAGGCAGUCUCGGAACGAUCGGCAGGCAAUGCAACGGCAGCAGCUCCGGUUACGAGGGCUGCGAGUAUCUCUGCUGCGGUCGCGGCCACGUCACCAGGACCGAGAGGAUUCUUGAGAGGUGCAAUUGCAAAUACUUCAGUUGCUGCUACGAAGUGAAAUGCAAGACAUGCACGCGAGUCAUAGAAACGUACACGUGCAAUUGAAUCAAUCAAAAACAAAAAGA